AUGCUGUUCCCGGAGGAAGAUGCGCCGCUGCUGAAGACGUGGAUUGUCAAGCGCAUCGAAAACACAUCCGAUGCAGAUUCUGAUGUGCUUGCCGACUAUGUCAUUGCUUUGCUGAAACACGAUGGCGAUGCCCAGUCGGUGCGGCAGCUUUGCGAAGCUGAGAUUCCCGACUUUUUGACCGAAGAUUCAAAGGCUUUCCUCGACGAUGUUUUCCAAGCGAUCGCGUACAAGUCAUAUCGACCAGGUGCCCCGCCGCCUCCAAAACCCGCCACCGGUGCCAUUGGCGCUGGAGCUCCUCCUCUUCCUGCGUUUUCGGGCGUACAGAGCAGUGCGCCUCAUCAGGGUGGCUCAAGGAAACGAGGGUUUGCAGAUGAUAUGGAACACGAGGGACCGGCACCGUAUGGCAGGGGACACAAACAGGCCCGGCGAGGCUCGAACCAUGGGAGGAUGGACGACUCAACAAUGGGCGGUUACGUGUCUGUGGACUCUAUGCCGGGCAUGAAGCACUUUGAUCCCAAGAGUGCCCUUGAAACAAUCAUGCAGAUGCAGGCUAUGGGACUUCCGUACCCUGGCAUGGCCGAAUUCAUGGCUCAGAUGCCUCCUGUUGGCGGUGGAAGGAACUCGCAGCGGCGGAGAGGGCGUUGUCGAGAUUUUGAUACCAAGGGAUACUGUUCUCGUGGAAACCAGUGCAUGUAUGAUCAUGGGAACACUUCCGUCUAUGUUCCCCCCAUGUUUUCUGGAAUCGAAGAAUACGAUCCCAGCAAUGCUGUACUUGGCAUGUCAGGCCAUGCCGCAAACCCUUACUCGUUCCCUAUGGAUAUUAUGGGCCGUGGUCGAGGUCGUAGCAGUCGUGGUGGCCGCGGAGGUCGCGGAGGGAAGAAAGGGGGUGCGCGAGCCCCCUUUUCGGCAGAAGGUCCCAUUAACGAUCGCACUAAGAGCACCAUCGUUGUAGAGAACAUUCCCGAGGAUCAUUUCGAUGAAAACGAGGUCCGAACGUUCUUUUCACAAUUUGGCGAAGUGGUUGAGGUUUCGAUGCAGCCGUACAAGCACCUAGCGAUUGUGAAAUAUGACAAGUGGGCGUCAGCGAAUGCAGCAUACCGAUCUCCAAAAGUCAUUUUUGACAACCGAUUUGUCAAGGUGUUUUGGUACAAGGAAGAGGGUGUCAAGAUUGAUGGUGAUGGAUCUGCCGCACCACCAGAAGCUGAGCCCGAGAUUGACAUGGAAGAAUUUCAACGGAAGCAAGAAGAAGCACAAAAGCAGUACCAGGAGAGAGAAGCUAAGAGAACAGAUUUAGAGCGACAACGACAAGAGUUGGAAAAGCAACAGCAAGAGCUACUGGCAAGACACAGAGAAGAAAGCGAGAGACUAAAAGCGAGGCUAGCAGAGAAGAGUGGCGCGACUGCAGAUGCCAAAGCUACGGGGUCUUCAUCAUCAACGGAUAUGCUACGUGCUCAGCUGGCGGCAUUAGAGCAGGAAGCCAAGAUUCUCGGCAUCGACCCGGAUGCCGCUGAAGAUGGAAGCGGCUACAGCUCACGAGGUCGUGGCUCAUUUAGAGGUCAAGCGGGAAGACAUGCAGCCUACGCGCAGUACUCAUUGGAUAAUCGGCCGAGGAAGUUGGCCGUGACUGGUGUUGAUUUUACUCCUGCGGAUAAAGAUGAGGCUCUUCGACAUUUCCUCUUGAACCUGGGCGAAUUUGAAUCUGUAGAAACCACCGCCACCGUCACACACGUAUCUUUCCAAGAUCGUAAAACAGCCGAGAAGUUUUACUAUAGCUUGCACGGCAAAGAGCUGCCUGGUGUUAGCGGCACGCUCGAGCUCUCCUGGAUCAACACCCCAUUGCCGCCCGUGGGGUCUUCCAAGAAGAAUGAGGAUGUUGAGGAUGGAGAUGCCAUGGCAGGGCUGAAUGAUGAAGAGGGGAAUGCAGACGAGGGCUUGCCAGAGGAGCAUAUGCGGGAGCGACAGGUGGAUAUGGACUAUGAAGUCGGUGAGGAGGAGGGUGAGUGGGUUGAAUGA
This is a messenger RNA of Trichoderma breve, 2013 nucleotides long. Its product is annotated as PWI domain-containing protein. Bases 1 to 2013 code for a protein of 670 amino acids. NCBI's taxonomy places the organism in Eukaryota, Fungi, Ascomycota, Sordariomycetes, Hypocreales, Hypocreaceae. The transcript is spliced from 7 exons. Gene Ontology annotation, cellular component: nucleus. The record is from RefSeq and is a predicted model, not a curated record. Gene Ontology annotation, biological process: mRNA processing. Gene Ontology annotation, molecular function: RNA binding; metal ion binding.